CCGAGGUCCUACCAGUUGUAGGCGCAGUUUCAAGCAAGGGGCAAAACACAAAUCGAUUGUUUAUUUUGUGUUUGUUUACAUUCUUCAAACCAUAGAAAUGGCUUCUACACUAAUUUCACCCAUGGUGGAUUAUUAUAACGACGAAGAAGAGCUUGACAGCGUAGAUGACGACGACGAUCGCAGUUUUCGGGGAAGAGACUCGGAAGAAGACACUGAAGAUGCGAGCGAGACGGAUCUUGCCAAACACGAUGAGGAUGAUUAUGUGGAAAUUAAGGAGCAAAUGUACCAAGAUAAGCUUGCGUCUCUGAAACGGCAACUACAGCAGUUACAGGAAGGUACGCUGCAGGAGUAUCAGAAGAGGAUGAAGAAGUUAGACCAGCAGUACAAAGAGAGACUACGAAAUGCAGAUUUGUUUCUCCAACUCGAGACAGAGCAGGUGGAGAGGAGCUACAUCAAAGAGAAGAAGGCAGCAGUGAAGGAGUUUGACGAUAAAAAGGUCGAGCUGAAGGAAAACCUAAUCGCAGAACUGGAAGAAAAGAAAAAGAUGAUUGAAAAUGAGAAGCUAACGAUGGAGCUGACAGGCGACUCAAUGGAGGUAAAACCAAUCAUGACACGGAAGCUGAGAAGACGACCCAACGAUCCAGUUCCAAUACCAGACAAGCGCAGAAAACCUGCACCAGCUCAGCUAAAUUAUUUGUUAACAGACGAGCAGAUAAUGGAGGAUUUAAGAACACUUAAUAAGCUUAAAUCACCAAAACGACCAGUGUCUCCCUCAUCACCUGAACACAUCCCCUCUGCUCCCAUGGAGAACCCCCCCCAGCGAUACGAAGCCCGCAUCGAAGAGGGAAAACUUUACUACGAUAAAAGAUGGUACCACAAGAGUCAAGCCGUCUACCUGGAGUCAAAAGACAACACAAAGAUAAGCUGCGUCAUCAGCUCUGUAGGGACCAACGAGAUUUGGGUGAGGAAAACGAGCGACAGUACAAAGAUGAGGAUCUACCUGGGGCAGCUGCAGAGGGGAACAUUCGUCAUCCGUCGACGGUCGGCUGCGUGAAACAUCUCCCCAGCUAGUCCCAUCUGUUCAUCUCCAUCAUCCUUCCAUCUUUUCGCUUGUUCGUUUGGGGUUUCCCACGAUGACUCUUCUCCUUUUGUGCCGGACUUUUAUUAGAAUCUUCAUGCACUACCCCCCACUGCACAAUAAAACAUGUUUAAAAGUUUGUCUUCAUCAAUUAAAUGCAACAACAGUAUAAGUGAUAAUUACUCGUCUGGCUGGUUCGCAGUAUUAUUUCUCACUGCGCAGCGUGUUUGUGGAAGCGGUUAACGCUGCUGUCAUCACAAGCUUUUUGAACACGAAGCAGUCCUGGUUAAAUGUCCCAUUGUCGUUCGUUCACACAAAAUUUCUCACAUCACAGAGAAAGCUGUGAAAACAGCAAGAACUGUCACGUGUUAACCGUAACUCCAACACUUGAAGUUAUUUUUACAAGUACUGUACACCUUUCAGCCUUUGCUUGUUCUGCAGAUGUUCAAAUGAUCUCUGGUAAAAAAAAAUAAUGUCCUGUUUGAAUUUAAAAAAACAGUUGCCUUGUUUCGAGUCCAUAUGUGAACGGUCCACGUGAAUUCAACUGUUGUUUGCAUGUGGAGCAAUGUCAUUACUUUUUCUCAAUGUUUCAGCAUUUGUAAUAAAGAAAAUUGCUUUAA
Molecule: messenger RNA, 1698 nt
Organism: Nematolebias whitei (Rio pearlfish)
Lineage: Eukaryota; Metazoa; Chordata; Actinopteri; Cyprinodontiformes; Rivulidae
Gene: suds3
Product: SDS3 homolog, SIN3A corepressor complex component
Exons: 12
Coding region: 98-1054 (318 amino acids)
Biological process (GO): negative regulation of transcription by RNA polymerase II
Cellular component (GO): Sin3-type complex
Molecular function (GO): histone deacetylase binding
Source: RefSeq, a predicted model, not a curated record